UCGCAGGCCAAACCCGAGAAUUUCUCGAGGCUACAGCAAGAGCACGCGAGGGCUCUAAAGGGCUCUCAAGAGACUAUCAAAAAGUGGGAGCAGUUCAAGUACGACUAUGAGGUUCUGCAGGCGAGACUGCAUACUCUUCCAGACAAACUUACCCAUGACAUCAUGGUGCCGUUUGGACAAUUUGGGUUCAUGCGGGGUCAUCUCUACCACACUAAUGAGGUAAUGGUGUUGCUAGGAGACAAUUGGUUUGCCCAGCGGACGGCCAAGCAAGCAGUCGAAAUUGCCGAACACCGCAAAAAGUAUGUUUGUGAAAUGUUAGAGAAAGAGAAGAAGGUGAUGGAGGAUCUGCAGGCCAGGAGUAGCUUCGUCAGCGAGCUCUCGGCUGCUGCCUUGCAGGUGGCCCGAGACGGAUUCGAGAUCAGAGAAGAAUAUGAUGCAGAGGAAGAGGCCCGCAGGAAAGAAAGCAAAAGGAGGGAGAGAGAGAGGAGAGGUAUUGUUGUUCCUCCGCCUCGUCCCGCAUUUCCCAGGCAAACUGGAGUCUUGUCGAAGGGGCAGGGAGAGGAGAGAAAGAGGGAGGAGGGAGAGGAGAGAGAGAUGAAGGAGGGAGAGAAUCAGAGAGAGAUGGAACUGUGGGCAGCGCUGGAGAAGAAAGAGGCAGAGGAGGAAGAGAAACGGGAGGAGGGGGAGAAAGAGGAAGAGGAGGAGGGGGGGAAAGAGGAAGAGGAGAAGGAGUUGAAGGGAAGAGGUUCAGUUGAGAGGGGAAAGACACACCAAGCAGUGGCUACCAUUACCUUCAGCCACACAGCAGGACCUGAUACAGGGCCGUCUGUGAGGCAACACAAAUCACACACACACAUAUACAUCAUGUCAAUCAACCCUAUCAUAAUUCAGGACGUCAGUACCAGUGGGGUGGAGGAACUAGUUUACUCCACUCCGGGGGAUAUUGCCAGGUGCCAUGGGGGUGUUGCUCCACCUCGAGAGACUGGGGAGGGGGAGGAGGGUGGGGGGAAGAGGGGUGUGAGGUGGGACCCUAACUUGGUCAGACACCAACAGGAGAAGUCAGUAGCCACACCGGCCGAUGUUGAGCCGUUGCAGGUGCCAAUCUCUCAACUGGUGAGGGAGAAGGACUCGCUGCCACCUAAUCAACAGGUCAGUUCUCGGAAAGUUUCAAAGUUCAAAUUAUCGCGCAGCAGCAAUUAGUAUACUCGUCAACAUGAAACUGAACAUUUGCAGUGAUGCACACAAAUCAGCAUUGGAAUGAUAAUGAUAUUGAUUGAAUAGUAUAAUUAUAGGGGAGGUGAAUGUUGCACGGUGGAGACUGUAUGUAGUAAUUCAAGUGAAGGUGGAAAAGUCAGUAUUGUAAUGCAGUCAAAAUGCUGCAAAACUUCAGAAUUCAUUAUUGUAGCUCAUUGUCAGUAUCAACUAAUAACACGGAGGAAAAAUCGCUCUUCAAUCUCCCGCAUCGUCAUCGUCCAGUCUGGGGUUACCAUCGAAAACGUCAUCAUUUCCCGUUUCUAUGGACGUCUGCGAGAUGUCGGAAUCGGAAAGACGGAAGUUACGCAACUGCGUCUCGAGCGUCUUGAAACUCAUCCGCUGGUACUCGUAAAAGCUCCAGCAUCCGCCCUUCACCAGGCUGAAGAGCUUGUCGGGACAACAAUCGGGCCGCUCCAGGAGUUUCCCCCUCCGUACCAUCUCCAUCACGGACUCGUUCGUGUUACCCCAGUACGGCUGGAGCCCGAAACUAAACACCUCCCAGAUCACCACGCCAAACGCCCACACGUCGGCCUUUGUGGAAAACUUUCCGUAGAUGAGUGCCUCGGGGGCCAUCCAGCGAAUUGGGAGAGUGUUCUCGCUGUUAAUGCGAUAGUAGUCACUGGAGUAGAGGUUCUUCGACAUGCCAAAGUCGGCGAUUUUCACGACUGGCCCCCCAGUCCCCGAGCUCACCAGGCAGUUCCGAGCGGCGAGAUCGCGAUGGAUGUACUUCUCUGACUCCAAGUAGGCCAUUCCGGAGGCGAUCUGCUUGCAAAUGUCGAGAAGAUCGGUCACUCCGAGUGCGGCCGUAUCGUCAGAGAAGUUUGAGGAGGAUGAGGAGUUCCGCGUGCGGGUCCUCUGGGGAGGGUUGUACCGUCGCUGGGCGCUGCUUCCAUGCUCUCUGAGGUACUGGCAAAGGUCUCCCUGGUCCAUGUACUCAAACACCAUGUAGUACGGAAGUUCGUCCAUACAAACGCCGUAGAACUCCACGACGUUCGGGUGGUUAAACUGGUGCAGUAUCUUGGCCUCCCGGACAAACUCCUCGAUGGACUUAUCGCUCUCGUCCUUGCUCUUGAUGGUUUUGACGGCAACUUUGACAGUCUUUCCAGUCUCCUCGUCGCUGUUGUUUCUCUUUAUCCAGUCACAUUCUCCCUGGAACACUGUCCCAAAUUGACCCUGGCCGAUCUCCUGCAGGUAUCGGAUCUUGCUUCUCAAUCUUCCGGAACGAUUGCGUAAUUUCGAGUAACGCCGGACUGAGACCAGUUUCACGAUCGUCAUUUGUGUAUCCGUUUGAGUAUCCCACUAUGUUCUGCCUCGGGCCCACACUUUCCCUCUUCUGUUGGCUGAGUUUCCACCAUCGACCGAACAGGAUGCCUGACAGGACGACCAGUGCUACUGUCACGAGCACGGUGGCCAGAAUACUCCCGACUAUAACACCGGAUUGAUCCCGCGUCAGCUGUGAUGUGAUAGCACUGGUCGUGGGAGCUAGAGUUUGAAAGAGAAAAAAGAGAGAG
Geodia barretti is the source of this 2765-nucleotide messenger RNA. NCBI's taxonomy places the organism in Eukaryota, Metazoa, Porifera, Demospongiae, Tetractinellida, Geodiidae. The record is from the annotation of a GenBank genome assembly.